Molecule: messenger RNA, 4227 nt
Organism: Sorex araneus (European shrew)
Lineage: Eukaryota; Metazoa; Chordata; Mammalia; Eulipotyphla; Soricidae
Gene: GNE
Product: glucosamine (UDP-N-acetyl)-2-epimerase/N-acetylmannosamine kinase
Exons: 12
Coding region: 180-2348 (722 amino acids)
Biological process (GO): UDP-N-acetylglucosamine metabolic process
Molecular function (GO): UDP-N-acetylglucosamine 2-epimerase activity; hydrolase activity, hydrolyzing O-glycosyl compounds; N-acylmannosamine kinase activity
Source: RefSeq, a predicted model, not a curated record
GCCGGGCCGGGCGACGGUCGUGCGUGGCCGGAGUGACCGUGGGAGCCGAGGGGUGGGGGGCUGGGCUGCAUUUGCUGGGGCAGCGUUCGGCGUGUGUCCGCGAGGCGCGGCGGCGGCGAGACUCGGACCCGCGUCGGGAACUCUACUUUAAGAAUCUUUCAAAACAGAAAAAGCAAGUCAUGGAGAAGAAUGAGAUUAACCGGAAACUUCGGGUCUGUGUUGCUACUUGCAACCGUGCUGAUUAUUCUAAACUUGCCCCAAUCAUGUUUGGCAUUAAAACAGAGCCUGAAUUCUUUGAACUUGACGUGGUGGUGCUUGGCUCUCACCUGAUAGAUGACUAUGGAAACACGUACCGCAUGAUCGAGCAGGAUGACUUCGACAUUAACACUCGGCUGCACACGAUUGUCCGCGGGGAGGACGAGGCGGCCAUGGUGGAGUCCGUGGGGCUGGCCCUGGUGAAGCUGCCCGAUGUGCUGAACCGCCUGAAGCCCGACAUCAUGAUCGUUCACGGAGACAGGUUCGACGCCCUGGCCCUCGCCACAUCCGCUGCCUUAAUGAACAUCCGAAUCCUUCACAUCGAAGGUGGCGAAGUCAGUGGGACCAUCGACGACUCCAUCCGACACGCCAUAACCAAGCUGGCUCACUACCACGUGUGCUGCACCCGAAGUGCAGAGCAGCACCUCAUUUCCAUGUGCGAGGACCAUGACCGCAUCCUGCUGGCAGGCUGCCCUUCCUACGACAAACUGCUCUCUGCCAAGAACAAAGACUACAUGAGCAUCAUCCAGACGUGGCUAGGUGAUGAUGUGAAAUCUAAAGAUUACAUUGUUGCACUACAACAUCCUGUGACCACUGACAUCAAGCAUUCCUUAAAAAUGUUUGAGUUAACAUUGGAUGCAUUGAAAUCAUUUGACAAGCGGACCUUAGUUCUCUAUCCAAAUGUCGAUGCAGGGAGCAAAGAGAUGGUUCGAGUGAUCCGGAAGAAGGGCAUUGAGCGUCACGACAAUUUUCGAGCUGUUAAACAUGUCCCAUUUGACCAGUUUAUACAGCUGGUUGCCCAUGCUGGCUGUAUGAUUGGGAACAGCAGCUGUGGGGUCCGGGAGGCCGGAGCUUUUGGAACACCUGUGAUCAAUCUAGGAACUCGUCAGAUUGGAAGAGAGACAGGGGAGAAUGUCCUUCAUGUCCGGGAUGCUGAUACACAAGACAAAAUAUUGCAUGCGCUGAAGCUUCAAUUUGGCAAACAGUACCCCUGCUCAAAGAUAUAUGGGGAUGGAAAUGCCGUUCCAAGGAUUUUGAAGUUUCUCAAAUCCAUUGAUCUUCAAGAACCACUGCAAAAGAAGUUCUGCUUUCCUCCUGUGAAGGAAAAUAUCUCCCAAGAUAUUGACCAUAUUCUUGAAACUCAAAGUGCCUUGGCUGUGGAUCUUGGCGGGACAAACCUCCGAGUUGCCAUAGUCAGCAUGAAGGGCGAAAUAGUCAAGAAGUAUACUCAGUUCAAUCCUAAAACCUAUGAAGAGAGGAUCAAAUUAAUCCUGCAGAUGUGUGUCGAAGCUGCAGCAGAAGCUGUAAAACUGAACUGCAGGAUUUUGGGCGUAGGCAUUUCCACUGGCGGCCGAGUAAAUCCUCGGGAAGGCAUUGUGUUGCAUUCGACCAAACUGAUUCAAGAAUGGAAUUCUGUGGACCUCAGGACCCCACUGUCUGACACUUUGCAUCUCCCCGUGUGGGUGGACAACGAUGGGAACUGUGCUGCCCUGGCAGAAAGGAAAUUUGGCCAAGGAAAGGGCCUGGAAAACUUUGUGACUCUGAUCACAGGCACAGGCAUCGGCGGUGGGAUCAUCCACCAGCAUGAACUGAUCCACGGGAGCUCCUUCUGUGCCGCAGAGCUUGGUCACCUUGUUGUGUCUCUGGAUGGGCCCGACUGUUCCUGCGGGAGCCAUGGGUGUAUCGAAGCAUAUGCAUCGGGGCUGGCCUUGCAGAGAGAAGCGAAAAAACUACACGAUGAAGAGCUGCUCUUGGUAGAAGGGAUGUCAGUGCCAAAAGAUGAGGCUGUGGGCGCACCUCAUCUCAUUCAGGCUGCAAAACUUGGCAACGCAAAGGCCCAGAGCAUCUUGAGAACGGCUGGAACAGCUUUGGGUCUUGGGGUUGUGAACAUCCUCCACACUAUGAAUCCUUCCCUUGUCAUCCUCUCUGGAGUCCUCGCCAGUCACUAUAUCCAUGUCGUCAAAGAUGUCAUCCGCCAGCGAGCCCUGUCCUCAGCGCAGGAUGUGGAUGUGGUGGUUUCGGAUCUGGUUGACCCUGCCCUGCUCGGUGCCGCCAGCAUGGUUCUGGACUACACCACCCGCAGGAUCCAGUAGUCCUCACCGAGGGCUCGUGGACCAAGACUCGAGAGCUCCUUCAUGAAUUCAGGGUGACUCUUAGACACACGUUUCUUAGAAAGCAAAUUUGGUAUUUGGCAAGUGACUUUGGUGGAGAAGCUUUUGCUUUCUGUCUCCUGAAGUUCCUUUUCUCAGACCCAUUUUUGUAGUUGCUGCUCUUUCUGGGAUCAUUUUCAGCUCCAAUCAUGUAAGUACCAGUCACGCUUUUCUGUGCCAAAAUGAGCUACACGGUAGGCAGGGAAGCCUUAGGAUUCUGCCAACUCAGCGUACCCCAGAGACCUUUGGCCUUGCUUCCUGUGUGAGUGAACAAAAAAAACCUACAGAUAGGGAGGGCGAGUUAAUAAUCCUUCCUCCUCCAUCCUCGGUGCAGAUGGCAGCAGCUAUUUAAUCAGGGAAGAGAAGGAAAUCUCACCAUGGAAGGCUUGCGUCAAUUUUUUAAAAGUUUUAUUGCGGCAUUUUUAAGAAGUAUCAUUUUGAUAAGCUUUGGAUGAAACCAUGACCACAAUCAAGACUUGGACACUUGUCAUCCCAAUUGUCACUUGUUGAAUGAUGUUAUUUACUCCUCUAGCAGAACUUGUGAGCAAGUUUAGACCAGGAUCUGAACUACAGUGGCCUUAGUCCUGUUUGAAGGACAACUGAGAAGCCAGCCCCUCGGCUUAGUCUCUGAAAGGAGAUUCGACAUCACGGAAGACUGUGCUGUUGACAGCAGACCCCUCAGUAGCAUUUUCCACUGGCUGGGCUGUGCCCUCGGCUUGUGCACGGAGGCAAUGUUUGUAUCUGACCUAGGGUUCAGACCUGAGACUGCAUCCUGGCCGGAUACGAUUCUGUGUUCACUGGUCUCAAGGUACCAGUGUUCUUACUCAGUUGCAAUCUGAAAGAAAUAGUAAUGAAGAGCUGCCGGUUUUUAAGUGCCUCUUGUGUGUCCGGCUCCACACUAGGUGCUUCAUAUACAUUAUUCUGAAUUCUCACAAGCUGUGAAUGAGGUGUUUUAAUUCCCAUUUUGUAGAACCCUAAACUAAGGAGAUCUAGUGUGUCAAAUGAUGUGCCUAAAGCUCUGUGGCUAGUGAGUCUUGGUGACAGGGUUUGAUUCCAGGUUCUGUUUUUUUCUCUUCUGCUUAGGCACACCCCUCAUUUCAAAAACCUGGAGAAUACAUACUUUCCAUUUACUUCAGACUACUGAAAGCUUUAAUAAGCAUCUCAUUUGCAAACAACUUGACUGUUCCACAAUCCUCUCCGUGGUGAGGAACAAUCCUCUCCGUGGUGAAUUUUAUCAAAUACUCCGCUAUGCUGUGGAAAUUUGGUCAGUACAGUAUUGGGGACAAGAAUUUUAUAGGGACUUUUAGAUUUGAAAAAAAGCAUAGGCAUGUUUUCAGAUGGCUAUUUUAGGAAAACCUAAAGACUUCCACAACAAUUAAGUGUUAGCAUAUAUAAUGAAGGAAUCAAUAUUGUAUCUAAACUACUUCCUUUGUAAUGGGUUAAUGUGAAAAAGAAGUUGGCUGAUUCCUAGAAUCUGGCCAGCCCUGGGUUAUUCCCAGGUCCUGGUUACUGAACAUUCCACUGUGAUCCCAGGAAUGAAGCUCAUCUGCCUGAGCAGCCGUGUCUGUGAAGGGCACUGCAGCCCCUCGGUGAAGGAGAGCUGACAGUCCUCUCCGCCAGACAGCUGCAUGGCAAGCAGGUAUCUGGAAGGAUGAUACUGAGUCCAAAACCAAUCUUAGUUUUUAUUGAAUUUAUGAAAAGGCUAAUAUAUUCCAAUGUAAUUAUUACAUAGUUAAGUAAUCAUGUUAAUUUAUCUUCAUGUAAAUGUUUUUAUGUUACUAUUCUGGAACAGUGUUUAAAAUAAAUAAUUUCCUUGCUGAGA